UCCUCUCUCUCCAGAAAGUGAGCUACGGAGAUUUGUUCUACGAACUAUGAAUCUUUCUUAUGAGAAUAUUCUCUAACAGCUUCAACUUUGGCCGAAACACAGAGACUCUUCCAGCCAAGCGUGUGUUGUGUUUAUUUUUUUCGUCUUUUGUGGCUGCGUCUGCAUCUUUUAUUAUUAUUUUUUUUUUGGAAAAGUCGGGGCCGGGACGACAACACAGAUUCCAGUGUGGAGUAGAUAUGCGCUUUGUUACAUUCACAAGUAUGCCAGCAAGAAACAACAGGAAAGCGCUGUCUUUCACUGCAGAUUUCGACAGCUAACACACUUUGGAAGAAAAAUAAAGUACUCGACUGUUAAGAUUUUAGAAUGACUCGGGAUCACUUUUACUGAGUGUCGUCGAGAUUUCCUACUGCUGUGUGGAAGGGAGAAAAGGAAAAAAAAAAGUUUGGGAUUGGCUCAAACUUCUUCUUUUUUUUGUGAGUUUCUGAACGCAAUAUUUUCGGACACAUAAAGUUCGCAGACUGUUCUGGGACAAUGGAUCCGAGCCAGCAUAACCCUCCUGCCGGACACCAAAUCGUCCACGUACGGGGCGACUCUGAGACCGACCUGGAGGCUCUGUUUAACGCCGUGAUGAACCCGAAAAACACUAUCGUGCCCCCUUCAGUACCCAUGAGGAUGAGGAAACUGCCAGACUCCUUCUUCAAACCCCCUGAACCAAAGUCCCAUUCUAGACAAGCCAGCACUGAUGCUGGGAGCGGCGGAGUACUCACCCCCCACCAUGUCCGCGCACACUCGUCCCCGGCCUCCCUGCAGCUGGGAGCUGUUACGGGUCUGUCUGGCAUGCCCCCCCCAGGUGCUGCCCCUCAACAUCUGCGUCAGUCUUCCUAUGAGAUUCCCGAUGAUGUGCCCCUGCCCCCGGGCUGGGAGAUGGCCAAAACCGCCUCGGGCCAGAGAUACUUCCUCAACCACAUUGAUCAGACCACCACUUGGCAGGAUCCUCGCAAGGCCCUGCUCCAGAUGAACCAGGCCCCCCCGCCCAGUUCUGUGCCAGUCCAGCAACAGAACAUUAUGAACCCAGCCAGUGGUCCUCUCCCUGAGGGCUGGGAACAAGCUAUUACAUCCGAGGGAGAAAUUUACUACAUCAACCACAAGAACAAGACCACAUCCUGGCUCGACCCACGACUUGACCCACGCUUUGCCCUGAACCAGCAGAGGAUCUCCCAGAGUGCUCCAGUGAAGCAGGGAGGGCAGCUCCCUCCCGGAAUCAUGGGAGGCAACAACCAGAUGAGACUGCAGCAGAUCGAGAAGGAAAGGCUGCGGCUGAAGCAACAGGAGCUGCUUCGACAGAGACCACAGGAGCUCGCUAUAAGGAAUCAGCUGCCUACCAGCAUGGAUCAAGAUGGCAGCACAAACCCUGUGUCCUCCCCCAUGGCCCAGGAUGCCCGGACCAUGACCACCAACAGCUCUGACCCAUUCCUCAACAGCGGGACCUACCACUCCAGGGAUGAGAGCACAGACAGCGGCUUGAGUAUGAGCAGCUACAGCGUCCCUCGCACUCCAGAUGACUUCCUCAACAGUGUGGAUGAGAUGGACACAGGGGACUCUCUCCCACCCUCCAUGGCAUCACAGCCCAGUCGUUUCCCCGACUACCUGGAUGCCAUCCCGGGAACAGACGUGGACCUGGGCACCCUGGAGAGUGAGAGCAUGGCGGUGGAGGGCGAAGAGCUGAUGCCCAGUCUCCAGGAGGCCCUGAGCUCCGACAUCCUCAACGACAUGGAGACAGUGCUGGCAGCUACCAAGAUUGACAAGGAGAGCUUCCUCACGUGGUUAUAGAAGAUCCGAGCAGGGCGCUCCGUACUCCUCUCAUCACACUCUGAACUGCUGCCUGCUCUACUCUUUGAAGGAGUCACAGAUGCUUUUAAACAAGACAUUUCAGCGAGCCUCUCUGAACUUCUGUUUCUGGCUCGCCGUGUAAGGCCAAGCUCUUCUGAGGCAGUGUUGUUCUUUUCUUUUUCACUGGUGUGUUAUCUCUUUAUUUUGUCUGUGUCUUCAAGGCUGGCCCAUGAACAGACAAUUACACAAGGGUCCCCAAAUCUUUCACAGAUCUGUCCGUGAAUCUAGGGCAUCUUUCCCUAGAGCAGGGGUCGCUCCUUCCCCCCGGUCUCUCCUCAUAGCUGAGCUGAGCUGGUGCAUGCACUCUCCUGCAAGGACCGCCAUCAUCAGACAUCACCCGGAGGCUCUGGUGCCUCUUUUUCUUGCAACAUAGCAUAAAGCAGCACUACUUAGCUGCAUUUGGGACUAUUGCAUCUAGCUUAAGUAGCUUUAUAUUUGGCCUUGUAUGUUUUUAUUCUUCUUUUUUGUGUGCGUUUUCAACGAGCCGGAGCAACCAAAAAUGAUGUAUUUGAAGCAUAAAGAACAAUACUGAUUUGGAGCAAAGGUAACGUGAGGCCCAGUUUGGACACGUUAGCUUUGCUGGGGCCUGGGGACCGACUACAUUGCUGCUUGGCUGUGCCAGCAAGUCUAAGUUAAACCUUUGAUAGAUCAAGUGCCUUCGGUUGUAUUUUUUGAGACGCAACACGAACAAUUACAAAGUUUCUGUAACGCGGCAAUAAGAAUUAGGCUGUGUUCAUUUACAUCAGCCACACUUUCCUCUAUCUAAUGUUCAAUAAUGAAAAUUGUAUUUUUGUUUUAUAAAACACAUAAGGGGAUUUAGGGAUUUCUGUUUUUUUUUUUUUUUUUUAAACCCUUCUAAGUAGCUAAGUCUUAUCCAAGCCUAAUUCAUGAUUCAUGCUUUGUUUUAUCUUUUAAUAGUAUUCUUUUAUUUUUUAGGUUACUGCAUAUCUUAUGAUAGCUUAGAUCAAAUGGCAUUUUGCCUCGUUUUUAAUUUCUUUAAUAGAUGACUUAAUGCAUUUUUAACCGGGUCGACUGUUAUCACAGCACAACGCUUCACAAAUGAUGAAGUCUGCCAAGACAGAAUGAUUCAGUUAGGCGUUUUUUUAACCAUUUAGCUGAUGUUCUUCUCAUCUCUGUGAUUUACUAUAUACAUAUUAGUGUUAUUGUCUAUGUUGAUCACAUGCAGCUUUUACUAUAUUCCCUAAACAUUAACCAAAAAGGCAGAUCUUUUGGCUGAACAGAAACUACAGCUCUUUGAUCAAUUCAAUCUUGUGGCAGCAUACAGUACACAAGAGUUACAAUGUUUGAAACAACGUUUGAAAUGGUCUUCCUAAGGAGGGAGCGGAACCCCUCUGUGCGAUGCUGUGUGUUGAAAUGAGGGGUUUAGAGACUAACAGCUGGGACAAGUUAAAGCAGGUUUUAAAGAGUCAUGUUGAGGGGUAGUGUAGAAGGCCAGGGUUUGACUGACAGCGGUGAGUUACGCGGAUUGUUGAAUUUUUUUUUUUCGUGUGUGAAGUAAUUAAGAAACAAUCAGUUAUUAUCUCAAGUCAGGAAUUGUUGUGGCAGAUUCCAAAGAUGUUUUUGUAAUGACGCUAACACUUAUUAUUUUUCCGCUUCCAUUUUCCCCAAGUCCAUAAAACGGUUUGAUUUGUAAAUCAGCCUCUGUAUGAACACACUGUAUAAGCUAAUGAGGAAAUGAUGUAGGUUUAAAGUGUUAAUGGACAUGUCUGAAUAGGUCUAGCUGAGAGCUUCUUUUUUAUUUUUUAGACGAGACGGUUGUUUAUGAGUGACUAACCCUGAGAUUUUAAGGAUGAGGUUUCAGAACAGAGAAGCACGUGAUUCACAUGUUUACAUUAUCUCGGAGUCUAAAACUGCUUCAGCCGCAGUGGAGACAACACACUGACAAUUCUCUCCAUAAUCCCAUUAUUUUCAUGUUUACACCAUGACUGCAGGAACUGCAUGCCCUUGGUUGAGGCCUUACAUGGUGUCACACUGAUUCUGUUGCCAAACAAUACUUCAUUGGUAGCAUUAAUAACUUGAUGGAACAAUGAUUUUCUUUUUUGUAGAUCAGAGAUCAUGAACAAUUUUUUUUUUUUUUUUUUUAUUCUGUGUGAAAAAACCUGUUUUUAGUUUUGAUUUUAUUGAUCAUUUAAAUCAUGUGUUGAUGGAUUUAUGGUGGAUAAACAGUGUUGGUGAGAACAAUGCAACUAAAAUGAGUGGUACACUACAGUGCUUGUAUUGCACGGCUACAGAGUUUUCAUUUUGAUGCAAUGACGCAUUUUGUCACACAAACCUGAUUUUAUGCUUACUUAGUGUGUAAUUGUCAGAGCGUAUUAGCUGUUGACUGUCAUUGUAACAGUAGAACUAAUCACACAAGUUAAAGGAUUUUUGUAUUUAGAGUUUUCUAAAUGCACAUGAAAUGAAUUUAUAUUCAGUAAUGAUCUGUUCUUUUUUUUUUUUUUUGAUAGAUAUGUGCAUGUGUUUUAGAACAAUAAAUUCUGUUACAUUAUAUCUUGCUUCAUAUGAUACUUUGAAAUUGGCCUGAAAUAAAGUAUAUACUUUGUGGUAAUA
Molecule: messenger RNA, 4461 nt
Organism: Sander lucioperca (pikeperch)
Lineage: Eukaryota; Metazoa; Chordata; Actinopteri; Perciformes; Percidae
Gene: yap1
Product: Yes1 associated transcriptional regulator
Exons: 8
Coding region: 532-1830 (432 amino acids)
Biological process (GO): hippo signaling; positive regulation of transcription by RNA polymerase II
Cellular component (GO): cytoplasm; nucleus
Molecular function (GO): transcription corepressor activity; protein binding; transcription coactivator activity
Source: RefSeq, a predicted model, not a curated record